CGGGAUCUUCGUCUGUUAUUUACAUUGGAAACAGGGACGUUUAAAUAAGUGGCCAGGAAAAGAAAUAGAGACGAUGGCGAAUUCACAGCCUCGAAUGCAGCUACAGAUGAGAUACAACAAAUACCAAAGGAUGGACGUAGACGAAAUUCUACCUGGGCUCUAUCUCUCUGGGUGCAAUCCUGCCGAGAAUAAAGCUGUAUUAGAGGGUUUCAAAAUAACCCACAUCGUCAACAUGGCAUCAUACUUCGACAACCAGUUUCCGAACACUGUCACGUACUAUCAGAUCAAGGAGGAAGAUUUAGAAGACACUAACCUGUUGCAAUAUUUUGAAAAGACAUUUAAAUUCAUCGACGAUGCAAGACAAAAAGGAGGCAGGGUAUUGGUGCAUUGUAACGCCGGAGUUUCACGAGCUGGAACCAUGGUUACAGGAUACGUGAUGAGAACGAAGGGACUGACAAUGGUGGAAGCAAUGGAGUUUGCGCAGUCUAAACGUAGAAUGAAUCCCAUUGAUCCAAACGAAGGUUUUAUGAAACAGUUGAAGAAAUAUGAGGACAUGUUAAAAAGGGCAAAGGUUAUUAAAUGAAAGUUCAAUGAACCAAGAAAUCAAAAUCAAAAUAUCGAUUGAAAAAACACCCUCCGCUUUCAUAUUGGUUGUGUUGUAAGGUUGCUGGUCGGCCGAACUCUUUCUUUAAGUCUCCUUUUGUUCGGGUCUCUAUUUUGCUAAGGAAGAUAGCACAGCUGUUAUGAGAAUUUUUCUUCUCAAAAAUAUUUAACUAUCAAACCCUUUUUGUACUGACUUUAUGCAAUAAAUUAUUUUUCUUUAA
Ostrea edulis (European flat oyster) is the source of this 824-nucleotide messenger RNA. RefSeq lists its product as uncharacterized. The transcript has 3 exons. The coding region runs from base 74 to 583 and encodes 169 amino acids. Gene Ontology annotation, biological process: regulation of MAP kinase activity; protein dephosphorylation. Gene Ontology annotation, molecular function: JUN kinase phosphatase activity. Lineage: Eukaryota; Metazoa; Mollusca; Bivalvia; Ostreida; Ostreidae. Gene Ontology annotation, cellular component: cytoplasm. The record is from RefSeq and is a predicted model, not a curated record.